Messenger RNA from Panicum virgatum (switchgrass), 1021 nucleotides. Its product is annotated as eggshell protein 2A-like. The record is from RefSeq and is a predicted model, not a curated record. NCBI's taxonomy places the organism in Eukaryota, Viridiplantae, Streptophyta, Magnoliopsida, Poales, Poaceae. The transcript has 2 exons. The coding region runs from base 149 to 784 and encodes 211 amino acids.
GUUGACUUGGAGCCCUACAUAUAUGUCCAGCACACUGCUUACUACUCGACUGUGCUCAUUGCAAUUUGCAAAGGCGAGGCCGCUUACGGCAAAGGCAUGCAGGAGUAAAUAAAGAGCUAGAGACAGCAGGUCGACCAGGAUACACCCCAUGUCGUACUGGGGCAGCAGAUCACACUUCGCCGGCGGCCAGAACAACGGCAACGACCAGCAGGACGGGUACGGUGGCGGCCAGCCGCAGUAUGAAGCAACCGGCGGCGGCAAGAAGCGCGGGUCCUCGAGGCUGAAGAAGAGCAGCGGCAACAAGAGAGACGCCGACGCCGACGACGACUACCCCAAGUCGUACGCCAAGGGCAGCACCGACGAGGCCGACGACAACGGCUACAACAACUACAGCAGCAACGGCGGUAGCGACGACUACAACAAUAGCGGCGGCAACCGCUACAACGGCGGCAGCGUAGUCCUAGGCCCCUACUACGGUGGCGGCGGCGGCUACGGAAACAGCUCUCCCUACCGCGGCGGCGGCGGCUACGGCAACAGCGCUCCCUACGGCACCGGCGGUGACGGCGGGGCGUUCUGGGCUCCGCAGGACGGCAGCAGGUCCCCCUUGUACAUCAACACCAGGGAGGUGAACGUGUACGGCGCGCCGGGGUACGACAACGACAGCCAGAGCAACGACCAGAGGAGGAGAGGCGGCGGCGGCGGCGGCGGCGGGUUCUUCGGCCCGGCGUUCCACGCCGUCGGACACUUCUUCGACCGCAAGUUCGGCCUCAACGACAGGGACUGACGCGCCUAAGGCUGGCCGUGCGUAUUCCUGCGUGCUCGCCUCGUCGACAGAUCUAUCUGCGUGCAAUUUCAGACCAUCUUCCACAGUACUACCCCUAUAGGCCUAAUAAGUGCUAAGCUACUUUUCCAACAAAAAAAAAACUAAGUGUUUCUCAAAGGGCUGCGGGCAUCUUACUGCUAUCGUUUACAAUUCCGAGUGUGCCAGUGUUUUCCUAUCCUUUUUAUCGUGUGCUUGGUG